Molecule: messenger RNA, 2219 nt
Organism: Medicago truncatula (barrel medic)
Lineage: Eukaryota; Viridiplantae; Streptophyta; Magnoliopsida; Fabales; Fabaceae
Product: probable endo-1,3(4)-beta-glucanase ARB_01444
Exons: 1
Coding region: 105-2087 (660 amino acids)
Molecular function (GO): endo-1,3(4)-beta-glucanase activity
Source: RefSeq, a predicted model, not a curated record
AUUAGAACUGUAAUCAUUAUAUAAACCCUCUCAUAGAACUAUAAAACUAACAAACUCAUCACCAACACAAUCACCAAAAAUAGAGAUUUACUAUCAACAACAAAAUGAGCUCUCCUUUUCCAAUGAUAGAUCCAAGUUCCACUGUCCUCCCUGACCCCUCCAAAUUCUUCUCUUCAAAUCUGCUAUCCAAACCACUCCCUACAAACUCCUUCUUCCAAAACUUUGUUCUCGACAAUGGUGACCAACCGGAAUACUUUCAUCCUUACCUCAUCAGAUCUUCCAACUCAUCUCUUUCUGUCUCAUAUCCAUCUCUUUCCAUCAGCCCUUCUGCUAUAUCCCAAGUUUUCACUGCUGAUCUUACCAUCACUUCCUCUACAAAAACUUCCAAUGAAAAACAUGUAGUCUCUUCCUUUAGUGAUCUCAGUGUCACCUUAGAUAUCCCUUCUGCCAACCUCACCUUCUUCCUUGUAAGAGGAAGUCCUUUUUUAACUUUCUCUGUGACAGAAUCAACACCUCUUUCUAUCACUACUAUUCAUUCCAUUCAUUCCUUUUCUUCAAAUGAUACCUUAACUAAGUACACAUUUAAGUUUGACAAUGAUCAAACAUGGAUUUUAUACUCUUCCUUGCCAAUCAAGUUAAGUCAUGGCCUUUCUGAGAUCACAUCUGAGGCCUUUUCUGGUGUAAUUCGAAUUGCUUUGUUGACGAAUUCCAAUUCACAAAAUGAAGAAGUUCUUGACAUGGUUAGUACUUGUUACCCUGUGUCUGGUGAUGCUUCAUUCAAUGAAGCAUUUACUAUGGAGUAUAAGUGGGAGACGAAAGGUUCAGGAAGUGAUUUGUUGAUGUUAGCUCACCCUCUUCAUAUUCAGCUCCUUCAAUCUAAUAGUACUGACCAUAACGUCAUGGUUUUCGAUGAUUUUAAGUAUCAAAGCAUUGAUGGAGACCUUGUUGGUGUUGUUGGUGAUUCAUGGCUUUUGGAAACUGAUCCUGUUGAUGUUACAUGGCUUUCAACGAAUGGUGUGAAGAAAGAAUCUCGUGAUGAAAUCGUUUCAUCACUUUUAAAAGAUGUUGAGGGUCUAGAUUCAUCAAAAAUAACCACAAAAGAUUCUUACUCUUAUGGUAAAUUGAUUGGAAGGGCGGCGAGGUUUGCAUUGAUAGCUGAAGAGGUUUCUUACUUAGAUGUGAUUCCAAAGGUUAAGAAGUUUUUAAAAGAAACCAUUGAGCCUUGGUUAGAUGGAACUUUAAAUGGGAAUGGAUUUCUACAAGAUGAUAAAUGGGGUGGCAUUGUUACCGAACAAGGGUCUAUGGAUUCUAACGCUGACUCCGGUUUCGGAAUUUAUAGUGAUCACCCUGAUCACUUGGGAUACUUUCUUUAUGGAAUUGCAGUUCUUACAAAGAUUGACACUGCAUGGGGUGAGAAAUACAAGUCGAAGGCCUAUUCACUUAUGAAAGAUUUUAUGAACUUGGACUCAGGACCAGACUCCGAUGACCCACGUCAAAGAGAUUAUGAUUACGUUCAAGGCCACCAUUAUGCUCCAGGGUUAAUUCAACAUAAAGAUGGAAGAAACCAUAAGAGCACAAGCCAAGCUGCAAAUGCAUAUUAUUCAGCAGCACUGAUGGGUUUGGCAUAUAACGACGCAGACCUUUUUAUCAAUGGAUCGACACUAUUAGCUUUUGGAAUUAAAGCAGCUCAAAUGUGGUGGCAUAUAAAAGAAGGAGAUAAACUAUAUGCAGAAGAGUUUACAAAAGAGAACAGGAUCAUGGGAUUUCUAUGGUCUAACAAGAGAGAAAGUGGACUUUGGUUUGCUCCACCUGAAUAUAGAGAAUGUAGACUUGGAAUUCAGCUCUUACCAUUGGUUCCUAUUUCUGAAGUAUUGUUCUCUGAUGUUGAAUAUGUGAAGCAACUUGUUGAAUGGACAUUGCCUGCUUUGAAAAGAGAUGGUGUUGAAGAAGGAUGGAAAGGGUUUGUAUAUGCUUUACAAGGAAUUUAUGAUAAGGAAACUGCAUUGAAGAAUAUAAGAAAUUUAAAAGGAUUUGAUGAUGGAAACUCAUUGACUAAUCUUUUGUGGUGGAUUUAUAGUAGAGAAUGAAAAACACUGCAUGUCUGGUUUGAUUAUUACAUCCUAUCCUAUAUGUAUAAAAAUAAGUUCAAUGUAUAAGAACAAAACUAUACUAAAGUUGCAUACAAUAUAAUCAUGCAAUAUUGUGUAUCUUACAUCAAA